CGAGAGGGAGCGCGCAAUCUCGGGCGCGUGCACUGUCUGGUUAUUUUUCCUCCGUAGCUGCUGCUGCUGCAGGAAAAGAGCCGCUGUGAGGAUCCGGUUCUGUUUAUUACUGAACUUCUUUCCGCCCCUUUAUUUUUACCAGAGACCCAAAUAAACCAGAACCAUGCGCGAGAUCGUUCACCUGCAAGCGGGACAGUGCGGGAACCAGAUCGGAGCCAAGUUCUGGGAGGUCAUUAGUGACGAGCACGGCAUCGACCCCACAGGUACUUAUCACGGAGACAGCGACCUGCAGCUGGACCGCAUCAGUGUCUACUACAAUGAAGCCUCAGGAGGGAAGUAUGUCCCCCGAGCCAUCUUGGUGGAUCUGGAACCAGGAACCAUGGACUCUGUUCGUUCCGGACCUUUCGGACAGAUCUUUAGACCCGACAACUUUGUCUUUGGCCAGAGCGGUGCUGGGAAUAACUGGGCCAAAGGUCACUACACAGAGGGAGCUGAGUUGGUUGACUCCGUCCUGGAUGUGGUGCGUAAGGAGGCUGAAAGCUGCGACUGUCUGCAGGGUUUCCAGCUUACCCACUCUCUAGGUGGUGGCACUGGCUCAGGCAUGGGCACACUGCUCAUCAGCAAGAUCCGUGAAGAAUAUCCUGACCGCAUCAUGAACACCUUCAGUGUGGUGCCUUCACCCAAAGUCUCGGACACAGUGGUGGAGCCUUACAACGCCACGCUCUCUGUGCACCAGUUGGUUGAGAACACAGACGAGACCUACUGCAUCGACAACGAAGCCCUGUAUGACAUCUGCUUCCGCACACUCAAGCUCACCACGCCUACUUAUGGCGAUCUGAACCAUCUGGUCUCCGCCACCAUGAGCGGAGUCACGACUUGCCUUCGCUUCCCUGGGCAGCUGAACGCCGAUCUGCGCAAGCUGGCAGUCAACAUGGUACCGUUCCCACGUCUUCACUUCUUCAUGCCUGGGUUUGCACCUUUAACCAGCAGGGGGAGUCAGCAGUACCGUGCCCUUUCCGUCCCUGAACUGACGCAGCAGAUGUUUGACGCUAAGAACAUGAUGGCCGCCUGCGACCCACGCCACGGCCGUUACCUCACCGUUGCUGCCGUAUUCCGUGGGCGCAUGUCCAUGAAGGAGGUCGAUGAGCAGAUGCUUAAUGUUCAAAACAAGAACAGCAGCUACUUCGUGGAAUGGAUCCCCAACAAUGUCAAAACAGCCGUUUGCGACAUCCCGCCUCGAGGUCUCAAGAUGGCCGCCACCUUCAUCGGCAACAGCACAGCCAUCCAGGAGCUGUUCAAACGUAUCUCUGAGCAGUUCACUGCCAUGUUCAGGAGAAAGGCCUUCCUCCACUGGUACACAGGAGAAGGGAUGGACGAGAUGGAGUUCACCGAAGCCGAAAGCAACAUGAAUGACCUGGUCUCUGAGUACCAGCAGUACCAGGACGCCACAGCAGAAGAGGGCGAGUUUGAAGAAGAGGGUGAAGAGGAAGCUGCCUAAAUCCCUCUGUCUUCUUCAGAUUAUCUUUUGUGGUUGCUUCUUUAGUGUUUCCUCAAAGACCUUCCCCCUGUAUUCACCCUCGUCAACUCCUGCAGGAGUUUUGUGUUUGGUGAAGGUGUAUAUGAUCAACAUUCUCACUUUAGACAUGGAGUAUUGUUUUCCUCUGCUCUCUUCAAGGUCAAUAAGUUACUUAAAUUCUGUUGUUUUACUCAAUUAAAUAAAGCAACCUUAACUUAAAACAAAA
Messenger RNA from Silurus meridionalis, 1742 nucleotides. Its product is annotated as tubulin beta-4B chain-like. Lineage: Eukaryota; Metazoa; Chordata; Actinopteri; Siluriformes; Siluridae. Gene Ontology annotation, biological process: mitotic cell cycle; microtubule cytoskeleton organization. The record is from RefSeq and is a predicted model, not a curated record. Gene Ontology annotation, molecular function: GTP binding; GTPase activity; structural constituent of cytoskeleton. Bases 164 to 1498 code for a protein of 444 amino acids. The transcript has 4 exons. Gene Ontology annotation, cellular component: microtubule; cytoplasm.